Chenopodium quinoa (quinoa) is the source of this 1404-nucleotide messenger RNA. RefSeq names its product glucan endo-1,3-beta-glucosidase-like. The coding region runs from base 104 to 1144 and encodes 346 amino acids. Gene Ontology annotation, cellular component: plasma membrane. The transcript has 2 exons. Gene Ontology annotation, molecular function: hydrolase activity, hydrolyzing O-glycosyl compounds. Gene Ontology annotation, biological process: carbohydrate metabolic process. The record is from RefSeq and is a predicted model, not a curated record. NCBI's taxonomy places the organism in Eukaryota, Viridiplantae, Streptophyta, Magnoliopsida, Caryophyllales, Amaranthaceae.
UGGAAGGACUUAAAUGUAUGUACCAAAAUAGUAAACUACAAAUCUUAUCAGUUUUGCUUGUUUGCAAGUGUGAUAUCCUUCACUUAACUUUUUUUUUUCUUCAAUGGCUAACCUUGGCAACCCUUCCAUAGCUAUUUCAACCGCCACCACUUGUUUGUUCAUGGUAGCAACCCUAUUGUUUAGCCAACACCUUACAGAGGCACAAAUUGGAGUAGCCUAUGGAAGGGACGGAGACAACUUACCAUCACCACAAGAUGUAGUAAACCUCUUCAAAUCCAACGGCAUCGGCGCGAUGAGGCUAUACUAUCCCGACCAUGCCACGCUUAACGCGUUACAAGGAUCAGGCAUCCGACUCACCCUAGGCGUCCCUAACGACAACAUUCAGUUGGUAGGUUCUAAUCUCUCAGCCGCAAAACAAUGGGUGCAAGCCAACGUUGUUCCCUUUGCAUCAUCGAUUAAAUACAUUUUGGUAGGAAACGAAAUUUCCCCAAAUGAUCAGAAAGCCUCAUCAGUCUUACCAGCUAUGCAGAAUGUUUUAAAUGCCCUAAAUGCGAACAAUUUAGGUGGCCAAAUUAAGGUUUCCACGUCCAUUGGUACAGAUCUAGUCGUAAACGCCUACCCACCAUCUAGUGGUCAAUUUGGUAACACCAACUACAUUAUACCUAUAGUGGACUUCAUAAAAAGCAAUGGUUCACCUUUGAUGGUUAACAUUUACCCUUAUUUUGCUUACGUAAAUAAUCGACAACAAAUUUCACUUGACUAUGCAUUAUUUACCGCACCCGGUACAGUUGUUACGGACUCUAAAAAUGGGAAAAAUUACCAAAAUUUAUUUGAUGCCUUAGCGGAUGCUACGUAUGCGGCUCUUGAUAGGGUUGGUGCACCUGAAGUUUCAUUGGUCACAUCCGAAAGCGGGUGGUCGUCAAAAGGUGGGUUCGCAGCAUCAGCCGCGAAUGCGAGGACGUACUACACCAAUUUGAUGAUGCAUGUAAAGAAAGGGACUCCGUUGAAACCAGGGAGGCCCAUUGAGACUUUCUUAUUUUCCAUGUUUGAUGAAGAUAAGAAACCAGGGGAUGAAACUGAACGUAAUUUUGGGCUUUUUAGUCCUAAUCAGCAGCCCAAGUAUGGCCCAUUGAACUUUAAUUGAUAAUACUCUCUAUAACUUAUGGGCUGGACAGCCCUUGUUGUGUAUGUUAGAUUUGGCCCAAGUGUGGUUGUGGGCCUGCUAUUGACUAAGUCAAUGGUAAGCCUAAUUUCUUGUUUAUCACUUCACUUUGUAAGUUUGUAAUGCUAUUUCUUUUUCGUGUUGCUAUUAAAAUUUCACAAGUACUUUUUUUUUUUUAAUGUUUGUCAAUGUAAACCUCUGAAUAUCAAUAUUAUCAUACGAGUAUUGUGUUUUUGUAAAAA